UUUUUCACAGCCGGGUUUUUUUGCUCAGACCGAGCGUCCAGCUGUCGAGCGCCGGGCGAGCGGGGCUGUUUUUUAAUAUCGGAAAGCGGCAGACGAUGUUUUAUAUUUACCCGUCGUGAUUCAGUUCGACAUUUUGCGUCGGCCAAAGCCGGUUGGAGGGAGGGGGCGAGAGGAGGACGACACCGCUCGGGAAAAAAGAGCCGUCGGAUGGAGGAGGAGGGGACGAGGACGGAGAGGGGGGAGUUCACUCCAAAUACUAUCCCUUUAAAACAAGGGGGACACGGCGGUGGGGGAGAGAGAGACAGCGGGGCAGAGAAGACGGCGUAAAAAAAGAAAAGGAAGAAAGAGCGAGGGUGGGAGGGAGAGCGCUACAGGAAGGAAGAGAGAGAGGGAGAGGGGGGGAAAAAAAAGAAAAGAUGUCAUCCUCUCGAUUGAAACGCCGAGGCGGAGCCAUGGACCGCGGCCGGUGAGGCGCUCGUCGCGCUGGGAUGAGAUUUAACGCAACACCGAGGCUUUCUGCCGUGCUCAGGCCGCACGGAGCGGCUCCCGGGCUGUUUCUCCCGCAGCACAGGGGCUGAGCGACCGCUGACUGCAAAAAUACAAACACCACACCAACUCUCAGUCUGCAACCUUGUGUUAUUGUUUUUUUUUUCUUCUGCAUGAACUUCUGAAUUAUAAAACCACCAUUCCAGCAAAUUAAUUUGUAUAUAAAUGUGUAUAAAUAUAUUUAUUUAUAUAUACAUGUAAUGAAAGCAUGAUAAAUAUGACUUCUUUUUUUUAACCUGUGGCAGUUACAUUAUCGUUAAGAUAGCUAUUUAAUAUUGUAAAUAUAAUAUAUUUUUAUGUUCAGUAGAUUUUUUUUAUAUCGUGAUUUUUAAUGCAAGUUCACGUGCAGUACGUUUAAUUAGCUAGUUAAUUGACUUAUGUUAAUUGAAGUCUUUGAAACGUGCAUAUUUAUUUUCAGUAUCCUAGCUUGCACUUUUUAUAUAUUUUUUGUUAUUAGCCACUGUAAAGCACAAAUUAAUUUAAGAUCUCGUCAUAUUGUAUUGUAGCUAGUUAGCUAGCUAUCUCUCUUGAUUACUGUAACUGUAAUUGAUCACCAAACGUCAUCCGCCUUCAAGAUGGAUGCAGCUUGGAGCAAUUUCCUCUUUCAGACCCCUCCUUCACAAUCCCAAACGGAGACGACCCUCCAAUCAGAUCUUCUGCCUGAGCUCACGGACCCGCCCCCAGACCCGCCCGCCGAGCACAUAGCCCCGCCCCCAUCAACAGUGGACACAGCAGCGCUGAGCGAGGAGCCGGAGCCAGUUAAACCUGUCACUCGGCCUCCCCGGCCUGCUCACAUCUGCUCCAUAUGUAAUAAGCAGUUUAAGAACAGUUAUAACCUGCGGCGUCACCAGUCGGUGCACACCGGGGUGAAAAUGAAAGACAGAGCGGCACGGGAGAAAGACGGAGGCAAGCCAGGCACUCGGGUGGAGCGGCAGACCAUCCCUCUCUCUCUUCUCCAUCUUUCUAUUCCGGCUACAAUUCCCACAGCUACGGACCCAAUGACCCAUCCCCAGCCUGCAAUCACUAACCAACAGGUGGAGACGGUUGCCGUGUCCAUUACUCCAGCGACUGUUGCUAUGACAGCACCUCAGCCGCUUUCUGCUGCUGUGGUGGUUACGGGGACAAUGGUGCAGGCUGCCCCGACUAACAACACUGCAGAGAACUCCAACAUUCCUGGCUCAAUCCAAAUCGCAAUCCCAAUCGCAAACCCUCAUCCUGUUCCCAGUCCUAAUCCUCUUCCCAAUCCCAGCCCUAACCCAAACCCAACUCCUACUCCAAACCCUAACCCAAUACGAAAGAACCACGCCUGUGAGGCGUGCGGGAAGGCGUUUCGGGAUGUGUACCACCUGAAUCGGCAUCGCCUGUCCCAUUCAGACGAGAAGCCGUACUCCUGUCCCAUCUGCCAGCAGCGCUUUAAGAGGAAGGACCGGAUGAGCUACCAUGUCAGAUCCCAUCAAGGAGGAGUGGAGAAACCAUACGUGUGUCCCCACUGUGCUAAAGGUUUCUCACGGCCUGACCAUCUUAACAGUCAUGUACGGCAGGUGCACUCCACAGAGAGACCUUUCAAGUGCCCGACAUGUGAGUCCGCAUUUGCCACUAAGGACCGACUGCGUGCUCAUAUGAUCCGACACGAAGACAAAGUUCCCUGCCACAUAUGUGGCAAACUGCUCUCUCCUGCUUAUAUCACAGAUCACAUGAGGGUCCACAACCAAUCCCAGCACCAUGUCUGCCACCUGUGCAACCGCAGCUUCACCACGCUGACAUACUUGCGUGUGCACGCUCAGAAGCACCACGGGCAGGAAUGGAAAGAGAGCAGCGUGGGCCGUGGCACUGGGCCCGGUGGAGUGUUGUUGUGCCAACUGUGUGGAGUUCACUGUAAGACCCCCACCCAGCUCCAAGGCCACAUGGCUAUGCAUGCCAACCAGACGGACCCCGCUGCGCCAAGCCCCAUCAGCAGUAGCUCAGGGGGAACGGUGACCACUGCCACUCCUGUCUCCAGCCCUCCGGUCACUGUGGGCCUGCUGGUGACUGACUGCUCCAGCAUUGCACCCCAGAGCCACAGCUAGCUAGGACGGGGAGGGGGCAGAGAUCAGUUUGGAAAGGAGAAAACCUGAAUAGGAUCAGGUUAAAAUGAAGAUGCCAAAUGGAGAAGUCACGUAAGAAACUCUGCCCUCGCUUCGUCCUUGCCACCUCACCUCGAUAACUUUUAAUUAUUACGAGGAUUUGAGGGUUUUAAAGCAGAAACAUUCAAGUGAUCAUCUACUCAUUUCAACCGCCCACACACUUCCUUCCCGACGUUCUUCUGGAUCUGUUUUGGUCCAAUCCACCUCAGUCAAUCUACUCAACUGUUUGUGAAGAGGAUCAAAUGGAUUGCUGGGUUGGGUGUAGAGAUAUCCCCUCAUUAUGUCAGUCAUGUCCCAGUGGAGAGGUCCCAAUGAAAUAAAGGCCAUUAAGUGUUGUCCCAUUUUAUUAUAACAUGUCUCUAGUGAUGAAGAAUGUAGAUUGUUGAGGCUAAUUAUGAUCUUUAGAUAUCCUGCUCCCCGUCCAUCUAAACUGCCUUCAAUGUUCAAGCAAGCAAAACUACUAUACUGAUUUUUUUUGUUUGUUUGUUUAAUUUAUUUUUACAUGGUCCUUGUGGACAAUAAAUGUGGUCUAGCACAUUUAACCAGCCUCCUUGAAGGAGGUUUGCAGCUGUGAGAUAGGGGAUCAAAUGCUGUACCAUUUCCUGUCAUAAAUACCUGAUGCCUGUAAAGGGGUUCGUUUCAAAGUGAACUGUACAACAAGGAGUUGGUUGUAUUGUUUCUCAUGCUCGUGGAUAUAAGGGACUUGUUCUAAGUGUUUUUAUUUCAUUUCAAAUUCACAUUGAUGUUGAUUUAUCUGAAAUGGUUUUGACCAAGGAUGUGAUCAUGGUUUGAUGUUGCUUAAGAAGCUACAUAAUGCUCUCUCCUUGACCUUGUUUGUGUUGAAGCUUGUUGAACGCCUCUUUGAAUCUUUGUUGCUGUUGCUGUAAAGAAUACCUAUCUAAUUACUCAAUGUACAAACAAAGAACGUGCACCUAAUUAUACUUACUUUAACAAAAA
This is a messenger RNA of Astyanax mexicanus (Mexican tetra), 3626 nucleotides long. It is a transcript of the gene maza, whose product is annotated as vascular endothelial zinc finger 1. The transcript is spliced from 8 exons. Lineage: Eukaryota; Metazoa; Chordata; Actinopteri; Characiformes; Acestrorhamphidae. Gene Ontology annotation, biological process: regulation of transcription by RNA polymerase II. The record is from RefSeq and is a predicted model, not a curated record. The coding region runs from base 1122 to 2612 and encodes 496 amino acids. Gene Ontology annotation, molecular function: DNA-binding transcription factor activity; RNA polymerase II cis-regulatory region sequence-specific DNA binding.